CAUAUUCGCCUGCUAUUGUUUUCUUUUUCUUUUCAUUUUCAGUCCAUUUUUUAUUUUCGUUAUUUAUUAAUUUCUUAUUCCCUGUAUGUGAAAAGUAAAUUACUGGAAUGUUAUUGUGUGGUUGCAAUGCAAGCCUUCCCUCUUUGGUGUAGCGUUAUUUGGAACGGCUGUCUUACCAAACGUGAAAAACGUCGUAACACAAAGGGUUGUAUUUUUUUAUUUUGACAUGUGUCUAAACUAAAAAGUGUUUCAACUUUUUACAUAGAUCAUGUAACGCAGCAAAGCCCUGCCCUUAACGUAUCGACAUCAGUAGCAGUAUUGGCUGCUGCGUUGUUCUGUGCUGAGUUAAUUUUUGUUUCUUGUGAUUGUGAGUAGUGAGAUUUAACUGUAAAGCUUCCUUUUUAUUUUUGCUUUGGUGAAGGAUGAGUGGUCCAAUUUUGGCUUUGUUUGCAGAUUCUAUUCACCACUCCCUUCAUAUUGCCUAAUAAGUUUUCUAGCGAACCAGCGGCAAGGGCGCCGUAUCGGUUCGAUCAAUGACGACGAUCCAACCAGCGAAAAUCAUGGACAAUAGAGCCAGAGCUGCAGAGGAUCAAUGAAACAAGCAACCCAGUAUGUGCAGCAACAACGGCAGCAGCAGCAGCAAUAAUAAUAAACCCAGCAACAACAGAGGCAGCAUGCUCUUCACGUGCAGCAACAACAGCAGGCAAUGCAACAACAACACGCACUGCAACAACAACACGCACUGCAACAACAACACGCACUGCAACAACAACACGCACUGCAACAACACGAACUUGAACAACACGCACUUGAACAACAGGUAUUGCAACAGCAACAGGCCUUACGGCAUCAACAAACUGUGACGCACCAGAAUGGCAAACCGGGGUCGGUCGGAAUUUCACUCAGUUACCACUAUACUGCCAAUACACAGCCUCGUAGCUCAGGGCGAUCGUACCGAGCCAUGUAUGACUACGGUGCCGAUGACAACGGCGAAGUUUCCUUCCGCAAUGACGAUGUUAUCGUCGAUUGCCAACCGAUUGAUAAGGGAUGGAUGAUGGGCACAGGCUGAUCGAGAAUGGUACCGGCAAACUACAUCGAAACUAUCCAGCCAUGUUUUCGUUAUUUGUCCUUACCCCUGAUCACUUGGUUCACUAUUUUCUUUCCUCCUUGUGUCGGAAUCCCUAGAAACCAUCGUCUAUCCUGCAAGCAAUACAUUCAAUUUUCGGUU
This is a messenger RNA of Daphnia carinata, 1228 nucleotides long. RefSeq names its product LIM and SH3 domain protein 1-like. Gene Ontology annotation, molecular function: actin filament binding. The record is from RefSeq and is a predicted model, not a curated record. NCBI's taxonomy places the organism in Eukaryota, Metazoa, Arthropoda, Branchiopoda, Diplostraca, Daphniidae. The transcript is spliced from 3 exons. Gene Ontology annotation, cellular component: focal adhesion. The coding region runs from base 707 to 1069 and encodes 120 amino acids.